GUAUGACGCGUCAAUGCGGAAGUGAAUCAAUCGAAAAUAUGGCAGCUCACAGGUGCAGCUCCUCGGCUGCUCUGGUUGUUCUUUGUUACAUUAGUUUUUCGGUGUUUAUCGUCGCAAACAGCCAAGAAACAAAACCAACAGUUGAGAACCAUGCCACUGUUGUUGAGGAUACACAAACUGACACAGAAACAGCCGAAAAAUCGACCGAGCAGCCGGCGGUGUCGGUGAGAGAGUGGGAGGCCACAGAGACAGAGGAAGAGACUCCGGACUCCUCUGCCCCCGAAACAGGGGUCUCCUCAUCCGGACCACACCCGAAAGAUGACUUUCAAGAGGAGCUGGUCAUUCGACCUUUGCACUCGGGUGAUAUUUAUGCCAGUUUCCAGUUUCGCACACUGUGGGAAACCGAUUUCCUGAGUGGGAAUAAAGGUGAGUGAUGGCAGUGGUUAGGAAAGCCUUUAUUUCGAUUAUGAUUCAUCAUAAACACCUUGAUUUUGCUGUAGUGAUAGAUUAUCUAAUAGUAUUAAAUACCCUUCUUUUAAAAGAUUGUUGUCAUUAGACUAGUCGUUGUAUCUUAAAAAGAUUACAAAUACAUGUGUAUACUAUGCAUCUACUUUUUUCUGUGUAAAAAGUAAUAAUCAGGUUUUUGGCUCUAGUUCUUUGGUAACCGUCAAGAAUAUCAACUUUUCAUCUCACUGUGGCAUUUCUCAGUUUGACAUUUUCUUUUGCAGACCCUUUAUGUUCUAGGUACUACAUUUUUGUGAGGUAUAGAUUAGAGAUGGUCCAGGGAGAUAUGGCAUUUCAAAUUAAUCAGCACCGGCCAUUUCCUGCACACACUAAGCCAGUUUAACUAAUCAGCCUAUAAUAUCUGCAGACAUUGCAGGCAGUCUCUUCGUUGUGACUGCUAGUAAGCAAAGUACACAACCAUAGAAUGAUCAUAUGUGGUGAAGUGUUGCCUCUGACAUAAAUUUCAGUCAAGUUCUAAAAACUAAAGCCUAACCAAAUGUACAGAAUAACAACAACAGCCCUAACAACAUAACAGCCACUGGCUGACAUGCUCUGUGAUUAUCUGGCAUCUGCAUCGGUCAUUAUGUCCGAGCUGGACCGCUUUUCUUGCAUUCAAGAUUUUUAACAGUCACUACCUUUGUAUAAAAGAAUAAACCAGUUUAUGUGCUGUAAAGAACAUAAAAACAAAAUCUUCACCAUUUCUCAUAUCAAACAAAUAUUUAAAUGGUGUUUAUAUACAACCACAUUACUCAAUCUAUAACUGUGCAAUUUUGUGUUUUGCAGUGUCCCAUUACCGGCUAUUUCCAAAGUCUCUGGGACAGGUCAUCUCCAAGUUCUCGGUGCGAGAGCUGCACAUAUCUUUCACACAGGGCUACUGGAGGACCAUGCAGUGGGGACAGCCUUUCCUGCCAUCCCCUCCUGGAGCUGAACUCUGGGUCUGGUUCCAGGACUCUGUUACUGAGUGAGUACAGCUCCUCUGUUGCCAAAGACUAUGUGAGGUUUUGCAAAUGUUCUGGAUUUGUGAAUUGUGGCUGUGGUGGUGAUAAUGACUUAUAACUUAUUGACUCCAGAAAGUUUCAAAUUAGUUUGAGAAGUAUCAGUGGUGAACAUAACUUUUUGUGUGACUCCUACAGAAAGAGCUAUGGUCUCAACCUGGGGCCUAUUCUACGAAGCAAGUUCAACCUAGCGAGGUAGCCUUGGAGCUACCUCCCUCAACUUAGCGCGGUAGCCAGCGGUCUCGCUAAACGGUCUUACAACGCUGGUUAUCAACCUCGUGAGUGGAUCCAGCUUUGCUAUGAGCGCAUGCUCGCAUGUAAGGCGGAGCCUGCCGCAUCUGACCAAUCGUGAACAUGGACCAGUCUGGAGCGUCAGAGCAGGCUGGAGAGCAAAGGACCGUGUACUUUACAAAUGAGGAGCACCCUGAAAUAGCACUGUUCAACAUUUUAACAUGCACCAGACAUGUCUAAUUCAUUUCCAAGAUGAAUUCAUUCAUUUGUUCAUUCCUAUCGUGUUUAAAAUUUUUGUUUGAUAUGUAGGCCAUAUGAGCCUUUCAAAAAGGUGGUCAUCUGGAAAAGUAAGUGGGUCCGUGCGGUCCCUGAAACUCUCGCGCGCCAGAGUGCUCCUUAGACAAUACGAGCACCGAGGUCUAUAGGAUCCUCCAAGAACGGACAAGCCAUUUUUCGAGCGAGCUCAUUGGUCAGUGGGCGGGGUUUUUAUACUCUGUGAGUUCAAUCUGGAACCUGACCUGCCCCGGAGCAGGUUAGCCGUUCAGCGUACGUUGCCAUGGAGACUCGCCUCACUAAGAAGUGAACCCGCGUCGUUGAACAGGAAACCCCGAACUUACCCUUAAAGUUACCUCGCUAAGCAGUAAUCCUGCUUCGUAGAAUAGGCCCCAGCUCUACAGAAAGGACUCUCCAAACCAUGUUUACAUACCUGUUUUCUUUUCUAUUCAGUGUGGAUGGAACAUGGAAGGAGCUGACUAAUGUUUUGUCGGGGAUCUUCUGUGCUUCACUCAACUUCAUAGACUCUACCAACACUGUUCAACCCAGUGCCUCCUUCAAACCACUGGGAAUAGGAAAUGGUAAGAAGAGAUUUAUUUCACAUCGGUGUGAAUUUUGUAAAACUCUCAUGUCAUUCACCUUUAUAAAGGUACAUUUUGUGAUCUAAUGUCUUUUGAUCCUACUGCUUGAAGCUCUAGAGAACAGCAUGCAUUGCACUAUGUGACUGAUUUUUACUUUUAUGCGCUGGAAUUUAAGUCACAGACCACCGCUUCCUUCGCUAUGCCACUCUCCCUCGAGAGAUUGUUUGCACUGAGAAUUUGACACCCUGGAAGAAACUCCUGCCAUGUGGAUCCAAGGUCAGUUUCCAUGUUUGAAAUCCUGGGUAUGCUCUGUCUUAUGCUGUCCAGUCUGUCAAUACUAGUUUUCAUCUCCCCCGUCCUAUGUUCAAAUAUCAGCACCUGCAACUAACUUGUUUUUUUUUCGCACUUGCAGGCUGGUCUCGCAGUCCUGUUGAAAUCAGAGAAACUCUUCCACAGCAGUUUUCAUUCCCAGGCUGUGCACAUCAGACCUGUGUGUCAGGACUUGCAGUGCAAAACCACAUCCUGGGAGUUGAGACAAACACUAAAUGUAGUCUUUGACCUGCACACGUCUGGACAGGGCAAACGUGGUACGCAAACGCAUUUUUCCAGUAAUAAAGUUUAGAGUUGUGGAGCUUUGUUGGUAGUAAAGUAGAAAGAAAGAUGGUAUUGCUGUUGUCAUCGUUAACCUAAGUUCUUUGUCAUUUUAGAGUGGUCACUGUUUAAGAUGUUCUCAAGGACCCUGACAGAAGCUUGUCCACUGGCUUCCUCCAGUAAAAUCUACAUUGACAUCACAGACAAUCCUGAGGUUUGAGUCCCACAUAAUAUGACAUCCUCUCUUAAAAAGUUUUUGUUUUCUGAGACACAGUGUUUGUAAUGUUACACGAUGUUAUGGUAUGUUUCUAUUCAAGUAGAAUGAAAGUGGGCAAAUCUAGGGAUUACCUAUAGAGGUUUUCUUUUAUUAUCCACAAACAAGAGAGCACUAUGUCUGCUCUAUGCAGCAGAUCAAUAUACUCAGGAUUAAAAUGUUUAAAUGUUUUACUAUGAACAGUUUGAGUUGUUAGGCUCUAUCAGCUGCAGCCAUAACUGUGUCAAGCAGACUUUGAUGCACAUAAAGAGGGAUUUUAAAGACUUAAGAAGGCUUACUAUAAUAUGAUAUAAAAACCACAAAUGUACAGAACUUAAGUGCUUCAGUCAGUUUCUGCUGUAAGGUGAUAUUGGUUCACAGAGGCACAAUGUGUAGUGUCAUAAAAAAAGUUCAGGCCCUCCUACAUCAUUACCCUCAGUUACCAGGAUCAAUACAGUUGAUUGGUAAGCAAUACCGUUAUAUGGGUGGGGUCUAUUGUGCAGAAUAAGAUACAGUUGCUGUAUACCCCAGGUACAUUUCUGCUGGAGGUAAUCUCAGGUGCGCUGCAAUGUCAGGACUGAUUUCAAGUGCACAUGGAUGUUAAGAAAGCAGGAUUCAAAAAGAUCUCUAAUGAGCAUUUAGCUCAUUUGUUUUCCCCUAAAAUGCCACAGUGUGUUUCUGCAGGUAGCAAAGAAUGUCAACAUUAUCUGUCUUUCUUACAAAACACUUACCAUGUACCCCUAAAAUGUUGAAGAUGAGAUUAUAAUAUAGGUAUGCUCUGUAAUAUGUGAAUAUUGAAUAAUAAGUGUAUAAAUGUACAGCAGCAUUAGCUGAGAGAUAUAUGGUUUUGUUUGUAGGGGGAGCAGUUUGAGGUGACUCCAGCCACACCUUUGCUGAGCCAGGCUGUGGUGCUAGGAGACAGACGGACAUUUUCUGUCUAUGACCUGACCCAACAAAUCACCUUUGGCACUGUGCGCUCCCUUAACCUGCUGAUCCGAUGGAAAUCCAGUGAGGGUGAGUAAGGAGAGUCAAAAGUAUGACACACAGCUUUCUAUGCAGAGCUGGACAUUAACCAUGUGCCAGAUAGGCAAGAUAUAUCAAUAAUCAUAUAACAAUAAUAAUCAUGAAUCAGCAAUGUAUCAAUAAUCAUAUGAUAAUAAUAAUCAUGAAUCAGCAAUAUAUCAAUAAUCAUAUGAUAAUAAUGAUCAUGAAUCUGCACCCUGUUCCUUUGCUAUCUGUUCUCUGUCUCUCAUAAAGGAGCAUAUGAAGUUAUUACUGGAUAGCAUGUAUGAGUGUUUCACCUAAUGCUAAUCCAAAAGACCAAAUAAAACUAUAACUCAGUGUUUUAUUCAACAACAUAAAACAGCUCCUGUUCCUUGUACAUUGCAGAAUCCAAAGUUGUUUUGUUACCGGUGCCCUAAUAUGAAUGUUAUCUAUGUUUCUUGUCUCUGUACUUUGAUGUCUCUCACAUGGAUAUUCAUCAAACCUGGUUGUGGCUCUCUACAGGUGAUAUGCUGCGUCCUCUGCUUCAUGCAGAGCGUUAUGUGGCUGGUUACGGACUGCAAACUGGAGAGAUUCACACGCUGAUGUAUAACAACCACCCCUACAGGUCUUUUCCUGUGCUGCUGCUGGAAUCUGUACCUUGGUACCUCCGACUGUAUAUCCACACUCUUACAGUCACCAGCAAGGGAAAGGACAACAAGCCCAGUGAGUCCCUUUAAAGAGCAGAGAAUCAUAUGGAUUUACUCAAAAAGGCAAUCAGGAUCUGAAAUUAACAACUUCAAAUGACCCAAAUCUCUAAAUAAUAGGUGUAUAAACUAAAAUGAAUGAAGCCACUCAUGGAUGGUUCUAUUAGGGAACAUUAAAGUAGAUAGAUAAUAGAUAGAUAUACUUUAUUGAUCCCAAACUGGGAAAUUCACAUGUUACAGCAGCAAAAAAAUGCAAAAUAAAAUUAAAUAUAAGAAGAAGUAAGUACAAUACAGACUACAAAUACUAAAAAUACUAAGUAAAUACAAUAAAUACAGUCUAAAUAUACUAAACAUCCUAAGAGAAAAAAGUGAGGAGUAGAUAAAUAAAGCAAACUUUUUGGUGAUUCUAUUGGUCACUUACUGUACCUCCCUUGAUAAGUGCUAAGUCAUACAGAAAGCAGCCGUAACAUUAUAAACACUUGGAAAUCUAAUAUAAUCGAUGUUACCAGCUCUGCCUCAACUUUUGCUUUCAGGGAAUUUACUUUUUUGACAUGAUGAGACUGGUGAUAAAUGUACUGAGUACUGUUAAAGACACAGUAGGAGGUGUACUGCAGUGUGUUCACUGUUUGGGUAGUUUCUCAUAAAUAAAUUGUAACAAGAUUACUUAAAUAGUUACUGCAUUUGAAAAGUAACUUCAAUACUUCUUACUUUACUCUCCCGUUUCUUAAUUUACCAUGUACAAGGACAAACAUCACAGCCCAAUCAUCACUGAGCAUAGUCUGCAUCGUUUUGUUUAUUGUAUGUAUGUUUGUCACCUGGGUAUAGAGUACAUUUCACACAAAUAUUUUGUCCUUUCGACUAAUACAGCGAAAGUAAUCCAAAUAUCACCACUUGCUGAAAAACCCUGUGUUGUCCGCCUCCGUCUCUGUCUCCAUUUCCAUCUCUCUUCGCAGGCAACUUUUCGUUUACAUUUGACAGGUAGGCUGCGAGAUAGCGACACAGGGAGAAAAAAACACCCAAGAAAAAUGAAUCCCUUGAACUAAAAGACUUUCAGAGUGUACAGAGACAAGCUGGACAGUGGUCUACACACCCAUGAACCACUUCAACAGAUCAAAAUUUUGCACACAGGGAAACACAGCUGAUGUAACGCAGAGAGGAGCGUUCCCAUUGUUUAGUAAAGUAAUUAAGUUGCUGAUUUUUUUUGUGUAGUCACACUUUAUUUCGUUGCCCUCAAAAAAGCAACAUCAGUAAUAUUACUGUAAUCUGUUACUUUGUAGUGCGUUACCCCCAACACUGAGUGUGUUAUAAUCAAAGGCGUUCCUUUGACUUGUCUACCUCGUUAACAAACAUGAGGGGAGCUUAGUGUUACGAACACCUUUCAACACUUCUAGUACACCAUGGAACACCCACUUCAAGUUUAACAUCAAGUUAAAGAACACGUAUUACCUGUUUGACCAUAUCAACAGAAACAGAACAUAAAGAAGCUUCCUAAAGUAGAACUUAUGGUAGAGCUGUUGUGUUAGGUUACGUCCCAUUGCCCAGGUUCUCACAAUAUGAUUGCUAGUUGGUCUGUAGUGUCCAAAAAGUUAGUUUUGGAUUCUACCUCCAACACGCAUUCACUGAAAGUAGUAUUAUAUGCUCCAAACUAUUCUCACUUCCCUUCAGAUAGUGUCAAAGCUAUCAAUAGAAGAAAUGUCUAUUAUAUUGCUCCUGCUUGCAUCAUGCACAGUGGGAUUUCUUUCACUUAAGAUGUUAGACACAUGACUGCUCCACCGCAGGUUUUAACUGUCACCAGUAAUAUGACUUGUAAUUAUUUGCAGAGGUAACAAAUAAAGACCAGAACAUGCUGAUUCCUAGAAAUUUCAAAAAUUUGAUCCUGAAAACAAACAAUAGGCCACUUUUUUAGGGACAGAUUAAUAAUAGUAAUGUCUAUUGAUAGUAGAGAAGUAAGUAAACUUCAACUAUUGAAUGUAUUAAUUACUGGUGAUGGCUCACUCUCUAGAAUAGGUUUGUAGGGUGAAACAGAGUGUUACCUCACUGCUGAUAGGUAAAAUAUUUUGCUAGGCACAUACAGUUAAUCUACUUUCAAGUUAAUCUGCAGGACUUCCUGUGACAUGCUUACAGUACAUGCAGAUGCUUGUUUUUACCAGAAGGAGGAGGACAUGAGUCGUAUUCCUGUUCCAGCUGUAGAACAAGAUACUCUUUAUGCACCCAACUUAAAACUUUGUUUAACUUUGUAUACUUUAUAUAACAUAACAACUGGUAUUUCUGUGGUACUAUUUAAUUGUGUGGUGUGCAUUUACAUCUCAGACUAACAUGAAAUAUCUUGCUUAUGUAGGCUACAUCCACUACCAGCCAUCGAAGGACCGUGAGAGGCCACACCUGCUGGAAAUGCUGGUCCAGCUUCCUCCAAACUCUGCCACUGAGGUCACUGUGCAGUUUGAGAGGGCACUGCUCAAGUGGACUGAAUACACCCCUGAUCCCAACCACGGCUUCUAUGUUGGGUAUGUUCAAGAGUUAAUCCCAAAAACUGAGAAAAAGAGAUACAUACAUGUUGCUUGUAGGUCCUUUUAAUAGUCUAAGAUUUGGUAAAAUUGUAGAUUGAAAACUAUAAGAAAGAGUCACAAGUCAAGGGAAUUCCAGUGAAUUUAGAUUUUAGAUGUUAGAAUUUUAGUUUUGCCCAAUGCCUGUAGUAUUUUAUGAGCAAAACUGAUAUUUUUAUAGUUCAAUCAAAUAUUUAAACUUCUAGAAAUCAAGCAGCAGUUCAAACGUUUGAAUAUUCCUUUCGGCUCCUACUAUGUCCGAUUUGCCCACCAUUAUCUUUUUUUUUUCAUCUUUAUUUUGAGCUGAUAGUCACAUUUUUAAAGAUUGAUGCAUCAAAUUUAACAAGAGGUCUUAUUUUUCUUUUUAUAUAUAUUUAAAAAAAUGUGUUACCCAUAGAACAACAUAUUGCAACCUUUUUUUUUUUUUUUUGCAGUUACUCGAUCACCAGGGCUCUCAAUUAUUACUUUUCCACAGUGAUACAACAGAUUGUGCCAGCGCAUAAUUUUAACCCCUGCCACGCAUGCAAGUCUUCAUUCAUAAACUGCGAGUGUUUGAAGCACUAUUUCAUCCACUAAACAUCAUCAAAAUUAAAUGAAACUAUAUGUGCCACCAGACAUGGAUGUCUAAGAGUGGGCUACAUGUGUAAGGAAAAGUUUCUGUGCUCCUACAUGUGCAAGGGUGCAAAUCUGCGUCCAUGUUUAUAACCGGGCAUGCCACGAGCAUAGUUUUUACAGCCAAAAAUGUGAUGUCCAAGUUCUGCAGUAUGAGACAAAGAGAGGGGGACAUUUGGAUAAUUUCAACUUUGCCCUCACAUCAUAGCAAUUGGAUGGACAUGCAUUAAGAUGCAUGGGUUCUUUGGAUUGUUAGGUGAGAAUAUAUCACAUCUCAAAUAUGUAUAUAUAAAUUUAUAUAUAAUAAUAAUAAUAAUAUCUUACAUUUAUAUAGCGCCUUUCAGGAUACCCAAGGCGCUUAACAACACACUACAAAAAAACCUAAAUACCAAAAGCCUGAAUAAACAAGUGUCGCUUCAGAGCAGACUUGAAAGAGUCAAGAGUCUGUGCUUGGCGAAUCUCAGAGGGGAGAGAGUGCGCGUAGUCAGCCUAAUCGCGGUCAUAUUUUGGUUAGAGGUGAAAAAUCACUUGUAAAUGAUUCCUUUCUUACAUGUAUCCUCUGAUUCUAUAUGCCUAUAUAUGAUAUCAGCUUACCAUGAGCAAAUGAAUUCACUUGCAUAUGAUUUGGUAGAGGGUGAGGCUCAAGAAAAGGAGGUAAACCUGUUGUGUGAUACAUGUAGGGUGAUACAUCGGAAUUUUUAUUCAUUAUUUUUCUAAUGGUCAGGGCUGAAGUUGUUCAAUAGAUAUGAGUUGAAAAGUAAAAAAAAUGUAAAAAAUUAUUAUUUUAUGAACACUUAUCUGCAUGUCAGUUCUGGGGACAAGCAAGACUGGAUGGAGCUUAAAAACAGAAAUUAGCACUACAAAAAAAUCUAUUUUUACAGCACAUUAUUUACAUGGUCCAGACUCUGUGUAUUUUAUAUUUUUAAUGUAGGUCUUUUUAUAUGGGAAAUAUGGUGUUCUUGUGUUUUUACCAUUUAAAAAUAACAGUGACGUGGUGCACAAAAACUAGCAUUAACAGGGUGUAACAUUGAUUUUUCUUUUUUAAUGGUCAGGGCUAAAGUUGGUUAAGAGAUUUGAGCCAAAAAAUAGUUUAAAAAAAGUAAUUUAUCAACACUUAUCUGCAUGUCCAUUUUGGGGACAAACAAGGCAGGAUGGAGCUUAAAAUUACAAAGAACUGAGGGUUAAUGCUGACAAGAUUAGUUUUAUUCAUCAAGCAUAAAAAGGGUAUUAGGAUAAUAUCUAAGAUCCAACCAUGCAACACUAAACACUAUAUAAGAAAUGAGAAAAUGUUCUAUUCCUUAAGCUUCAGAGGACUGUAGCUUUGAAACUGACGUAGGAGCAGAUCUGACAGAAGUAUGAAAGGGGGGGGGGGGUCUUGGUGCUCAUUGUUACAAGCUCUUUUGUCUUCCUGACAUUCAAAUGACUCAAAUCUGUUUCUUUUUACAUUAAGGUCUUCUGUAAUCAGUUCUCUUGUACCAAGCAUUGUUGCCAUGGAUACAAACAGCUCUCAGGACCGCCCACUAUUCAGCAGCUUGUAAGUAUGAAUUUAAUGCUGCUUAUUCAUGUCUUGUACGUAGAAAAACUCCCUUAUCUUGAAAGUCAAAUGACCGAAUCAAUUAUCUCCCUCCAGUUUCCCCUGCAAAGAGGAGUCCAGCUACUUUAUGCGAGUCUACACUGAACCUCUGCUGGUCAACCUGCCUACUCCAGACUUCAGCAUGCCUUAUAAUGUCAUCUGCUUGACCUGCACAGUGGUUGCUGUGGGCUACGGCUCCCUUUACAACCUAUUGACCCGCAGUUUCCAGAUUGAAGAGCCGAGUCCAGGACUGGCCAAGCGGAUAGCCAACAUCAUCCGCAAACUAAGGGGCGUGCCUCCACUCUGAGGUUAAGGAGGACAGCCAACCUGCUCUAAUUAUAGAAGGGAAGUUUUCCUUUUGCUGAAACCACGGCUAAAAUGUGAAACAUUCAGGGAAGAACUGAGACUGAAGCACCCACUGGUAUGAAUGUUUUUCAAACAGACAACUUGAAGGUUUUGUUUUUGAAGAGAGCGGUUCAUUUAAGCAUAACUGUAUUCAGGACGACGUCUCACUGGCCAUGGAGGAUUUAAGAAAUGUCGGUGUUUAUGUUCUGCAAUGGAAAGUGGGAGCUUUGUUAUUAUUUAAUGAGUCAGAGGAACCAAAGCUGUGCUGUGCACUGCUGUACUAACUGCCUCCAAAUGUUUCCAUUUGAUUGUUUUUGUGGGGACUGAGGCCACAACUCCACUACAAUAUAACACAUCAACACAGUGCAUUGUGUUGCUGUGUGUAAACCAUGGAAAAUAAUGUUUCUACAAAUGUAAUACUGAUGGCCUUACACUGUAUACGUAAGAGAUCUGAUAAACAUGGACCAUCAAUCUCUAAUCAUACUGGAUUACCUGUUUUCUUUUUGUUUGUUUCUUUACAAAAUUAAUUUAUGUUAACUCUUGAAGUUAACUCUGAAAUUUGGACUAAGCAUCACCAUCUAACUCAAGGAAAUCUGUUUCCUUUUAUAUUUGAGAGUUCCUGAGCAACUUAGUUUAUAUGUGUUUUGAUGUUGACUACAUAACAGAUGACCACCCAAAUAUUUAAAAGUUACCCAAAUUAUAAUAAAAAAAUGAAUGUGUCCCUGAGAAAUAACACAGCAUGUCAAAAACUUCUCCAACUAUUUCUUUGCACUCAUUGGUUAUCGGAUGCAUGUUUGAAUGGUAAAGGUGAUUGUCUGCGGGUCUCUUUCUGAUUAAUUUUAUCUCUUUUACUCAUCAGUUCAAAGUCUAGGUAACAGUGAAUUACAGGAAGUCUGGACAAUUUCAUGAAACUGACAUUCAAGAGUGAAACAGUCCUCUAUUAAGUGUGUGUCUGCCUUUAAGUUUGAAGCAGUACUGUGUUUGUGUUUGAGUGUCAAAUCUUUUACACUCUUUAUUGCUUUUUCAAUAAACUGAUAAACGUCUCUUCUGUGUUUUAUUCAAAUGACGAGCUGUGAAAGAAGUUUGACCUAGGCAGCACUGGAGCUGGAGCGCUAUUACUUCCCACUGGGUGCCCACAUUUUUGUCUAAACAAACUUGGCCCCUUUUCUGGCAGACUCAUGAAGAACAAACACAGACGUCUCUGUAUUUGGCCAGUCAGUGAUUCUCACCCCUGCACGUUUGGCAGCAGCAUGGAAUAAUAACAAAGGAAAUAGCAGCAUUCCUCAUAAGUGAUGUGGAUCUCAGGUCAGCUCCAAACUAUGUUAUCUCUCCAAGCAAGUAGACAUUCACAACCGGAG
This is a messenger RNA of Xyrichtys novacula (pearly razorfish), 11547 nucleotides long. The record is from the annotation of a GenBank genome assembly. NCBI's taxonomy places the organism in Eukaryota, Metazoa, Chordata, Actinopteri, Labriformes, Labridae.